AGUCACUUCACUUCCUGGCUUCCAGCAACCACAUCACCAAACGGAAAAGUGGAAAGGAAGAUUUUUUUUCCAAAAAAAAUUGAACUCCAGUAAAAAUUUAGUUCCUGAAAAAGCCGGCAGUCUGUGCUCAGAACUAUAAAAUCGAGGAUCUGAAACUUCCAACCAAAUUGGUGUUUGUGUGUGUGUGUGUGUGUGUGUCCUCUCACUCUCUCUCUCUCUCUCUCCCUCCACGGCUAAGAAAUCGCAGGCGCUGCGUUGAUGUCCACAUUCGCAACGUAAUCAGACUGAAUGCCCCCUCAUCCCUCUUUGCAAACAGGAUUUUCUGGUACGCCUGUAAUCAAUGCUGAUGCUGUCUCACCGCGCUCUACUCCCCAAACACAGGGGCUGAAACCGCAGCUGUGCACCACUGGAUUUUAUACUUUGACCUAGCAGAGGGGCAGGAGAACAGGAGGGAGAGAAAGCAAAGAGGGAAUCUUUUUUCCAUCGACCAUUCAAACUUCUCGAACAGUUUCCUGGGUGUUGCGGAACCAACACUUUGAAGAAUCGACGAUCCCCAUGUACUGGAAAAGUGAAACUCUGGCUCCUCUGUCAGAGGGGAACAAGGUUCUAUCUGAAGGAAUUCCAGCUGAAAAGGUAAUGUCAAAGGACAGCCAGCAUAAACAAGGCACCUCGCGCUGUGUGGAAAACAAAAUUUCUCAGAUCAUGUCUCACUCUGAUGCUGACACAUUGGGAACUAACGUGGAGAAGGAUGAGAUUCGAUCUUCCCCUAGUCCUCCAUCUACUCCCUCGAUUUCAUCUCCGCCUUCAUCGUCUUACUCCAUCACCUCUGCCGACAAAAACAUCUGUGCCAGUUGUGGGUUGGAAAUCCUCGAUAAAUAUCUGUUAAAGGUGAAUAAUUUGAUCUGGCAUGUUCGUUGUUUGGCUUGUUCAGUCUGCAGGACCUCCCUACGCAGACAUACCAGCUGUUACAUUAAAAACAAAGAAAUCUUCUGCAAAGUGGAUUAUUUCAGCCGGUUUGGCACGAAGUGCGCCCGCUGUGGUAGGCAGAUCUAUGCCAGUGACUGGGUACGGAGAGCACGGGGUAAUGCCUACCACCUGGCAUGCUUUGCUUGUUUCUCCUGCAAGAGGCAGCUCUCCACAGGGGAGGAGUUUGGGCUGGUGGAAGAAAAAGUACUGUGUAGGAUCCACUAUGAUACUAUGCUGGAAAACCUCAAGCAAGCAGCGGAGAAUGGUAAUGGGCUAACCUUGGAGGGAGCUGUACCUUCAGACCAAGACAGUCAUCCGAAACCAGCCAAGAGAGCACGGACGUCAUUCACAGCAGAGCAAUUACAGGUGAUGCAGGCACAGUUUGCACAAGACAAUAAUCCUGAUGCACAAACACUUCAGAAGCUUGCAGACAUGACUGGCUUGAGCAGACGUGUUAUCCAGGUCUGGUUUCAAAACUGCAGAGCACGACACAAAAAGCAUACUCCACAACAUGCAGUAGGUCAACCAGGUCCCCCUCGGUCUCGCCUUCCUCCGUCCCUAUCAGAGGACAUUCAUUACCAAGCUUUCAGUCACCAUGAGCGGACUAGGAUGGUGGCACUUCAUGGUUAUGUGGAAAGCCAUCCAUUUUCAGUAUUGACAACACAGUCUAUUCCACACCAAGCUUUGGCUCUGCCACAAUUGCCAAUCAGCCGUUGAUCCCUCCAUCAAAAACAGUCUUUGAAGAACAGAUGGCAUUCAUGGAUCGUGUGACAAGCAAAAAUUUAAUUCAUAAAUCCCACUUGUGUAAAUUCUAAGUCAUGUAUUAAGAUGUAAUGACCUAGCUACAUCCUGUUCAUUCCUUGUUUUUCAAAUAGUAUGAAAUUCAAUUCCUAACAUAAGAAAACAAGAUUAGAAAAUGCUGGAAACACUCAACCAACAGGAUCUUCAGAUAACAGACAAGUUAACCUUUCAGACAUGGACCCUUUGCUAGACCUGUUUUCCAGCAUCUGUGGUAUUUUGCUUUUUGUUCAUUGUCUAAGGACCAUUUCACUAAUCCGAAGGCUGGACCUUUUGAUUUUGUCAGGAUUAGGACUGACCUCAAUGAUAAAACAAUGUUUUUGCCCAUUUUAUUUCUAGUGACAGUAUUAAUGUUUUUUUCUGCACCAGAGGUGAUUAAAGCAGCUGCUGUGACCAAUCACCUCUACAUUGUAAUCAGUAAUAUUUGGCUUGAGGUGAAUUAACUUUGAACUUUGAUUUGCUUCUAUUUCAUUUAUUGACAAUGCAGUAUGAUGGCGUUCUGCAUUGUAGUUCAUGCCUCCCAAUAUUAGCUGCAACUAGGUCAUCUUUAAACAUCCUGGUCUUGCACCACUCAAUGUGGAUGGUUCACUUGUACCGCAUUUCUUAAAUUGGUAUUUUUCAGCUCCCAAAAUCACUUGGCAGUAUAAUAACUGGCAUUCCUUCAACCCAUCAACUCAAGUCCUGGACAAGGUGCUCCAGUCCAUUUCUUAAAAACCUAACUUUCAGGCUCUAUUUUGGGUCAUCUUUUCAAAAUGACUUUCAAAUGGAAACUUCCCCAAGUAUAUUCUGUUAUUGUACCACUUGCAGAUCAGCCAGUCCACAUCAAUGGGGAAUUUACUCACUACACUGAAAAUGCAUUGCCCUGCAGCAACAAUAUGGUGCCACUUUGAAAACCCACACAGUGAUAUAAUUUUGUUGACUUCGCUAUUCAAAAUAAAUUUUCAUAAACUGUUAAAAUUGUCUGUGUUUUAAACUAGAUAAUCAGUGGGGCUUGUUAACUCUCAAAAAUAUAAAACUGUCAGAGAAUAGGACCAUAAAACUCAUUCAGCCUUGAGUUCAUGAGUUACACAGAGUACUGCCUCUCAGUAAUUUACUGUAGCUUAGUUUUAGUAAGCUACAACUUCAUAUCAAUAAUUAAAGUUUAGUUACAAUCAAUAAUGUCGAGUUUAGCUCAGUUGAAAUUUUGGUGAUUUCAAGUUUGACAUAGCAACUCAGUUUAAAAACUAAUCUUCUUUACCCAUCGCACUGUAUUUGAACAAAACAUUUGAUGUGUCCCAGACCAGUUCCGCUACAAUCACUGGCUGAAAUUUAUUGUACAAAAUGUUCUUCUCAUGUGAUAUGAAUAAAUGAUGUCUCAGAAGAAAAGGAAGUCCACAUUAGCUGUCUUCAUUUGUUCAAAUAAUGAUUGGAGGAAUAUGGUGCAGAAUUUCCAAUAUGAUCAUUGUGAAACUAUUGGAUGGGUGAAAUUGGGUUGUCUUUGUACAUGGGGUUGCUGGCUUAGUUAGAAUGAUUGAAACACUUAGUGGUGCUGACUUUCCAGUUUAGUUUGUGAAUCUCAGUACAGGGAUAAACAGAACAAAGCCAUUAAUGUUUGAUCCCUAGGCUGAAUCCCUGCGCUGAAUAUGCUAUCUCAACCAGAGUGACAGAGGGCCCCUGUGAUUUUCUCAAGUUGACCUGAAUUAGGGUCUAUGUCUGUGAAAGAUUCUGCUCUCGGCCGCUAUGUUGUGACUCAUGCUGGGCAAGUGUACAAGAGUGGAGAGGAUAUUUGCGAUGUCAAGUUGCCUGUGCUGAGCAUUAUUUCUAGAGUCACAAAUUAAAAUUCAUCACUUGGGUAAUUGAAAGUGUCAAGGCCUUCAUGACAGGAGGAAAGAAAUAGGACAGAAUGGUUUGAAAACUAAAAUACUUAAGUGAUAUUUUUCUCUGAUGCUAGAAACAAAUUAAUAUUGCUUGCCAACCCUCUGUGAAGUGUAUGAGAAAUACAAGAGAAAUGGCCAGAGGUCACAACAGAAUAUUUGUUGCCAAUUUUAGUUAACAUAUGGAAUUCUUGCCUGAUUUAUCAAUAUUCUACUUUUCAGUUCACCUGGGUAAUCAAUCUCAUUUGUUUCUAAAUACAGCUUACUGUGGCUCUGCACGAAUGUAGUCAGAGCAUGCCAGAUCUUGGGGCAAGUGAGCUAGUGAUAUAAGAACAAGAAUAACAAAAAGAUGAACAAGUGAAUUAAAAGAUGAGAUUUACAUUUUUAAAAUUUCAAAAAUUACCUUAUUUCUCAACAAAAAGGGAGUAUCAUUCUGUUUCAGAUAAGCAUGCCCAAAUUGGAUUUAAUUGACUUCAGUGUGACUAAGCAGUACAGCAGAGUCUCUGUUGUGCUAGCAACAUUUCAGGAUGUGGUCUACAGCCCUCUUUCAGGCGAUUAUUUAUUGCUGACAUCAGCAGCUUGAAUUCCCAAGUAAAAUAUCUGCAGGAAGACAUCAAAUUAUAGCAUUUACUCAUUUUGCAAACCUGUUUAGAAUUAAAAGUGGGCCAGUAGAUUGAAAUGAGUGACCACUGUUUAUCAAAAUAAGAAGGAUUGCACAGAGUUAUAUUUACCUAGUCUUCAGAUCAAGGACUUGAAUCACCUUGGUGCUUAAAUCAAGUUGAGUGCUUCAUUUCUGGAUUCAAACCAGGCCAGAGUGUGUCUUGCAUUCUAGUACAACAUCUUGCUCUCACUUUCUGACCAGUAGCAGAUCCAUUCCUAAGCAUGUACACAGUGGGGAAAGAUGGGCUCUUGUUACACAUUGGUCCCUUCUAUACCAUUGAGCAGGAAGGUCUGGGUUUGUCACCCUUGCUGAAAAGAUGUCUUGUAACACAUCUGAACAGGCUGAUUUUAAAAAUUACCUCCAGCAAAGAAAGAUACAAUUUGUUGUUUUUCAUCGGGAUGACUUGUUUGGUUGCUAAUGGUCACACACCCACUUUUAGUCUCAGAGGUUUCAACUUUAUCUAAUAUACUUGGAUUUCUUGUCAUCCUGUAUUUUAACCGGCAACAGUGACUAAUAGAGGAUGCAGACAAGUCACUGUUUUGCUUGUCUGGCUAGCUGGAGUGGUGAGGAAACAAUAAGUUGUGGAAGUAACUAAAUACUUUGUCAGAAUUUUACACAUUUUACCAUAAAGGAAAUCAAGUUGUGUAGAUCUCAUUUAUAGCUCAAUGCGAUUCAGAAACAAUUCCAGCAAUGAAUGUACCAGCAAUUUAACCGUAGAACAUUGGCUGAAUCAUCAUACCUCAUACAGACAAGUUUAUUGUUUAUUCUACGCUGAAAGAAACUAUAAAGGUUUACAAGAACCAUCUAAGCUAGAGCAAAGAAGCACAAUGACCACAUUAUUUUGUUAUGAUAAAAAAAAUUGUUUACUUCUUUCCAAGCAUACUGUCAUCGUAUGUCCAACUUUGUAACAUGAAAAAAGAGAUUUCACUCUCGAUCACCGAUUUUGCUAAAGCCUAAAACAUGUCUUGUCAUAUGUGUUCUUGUACAUAGAUGUUUAAAGUGUUUUUAAUCCAAUUGUAAAUUGUUUGUUU
This is a messenger RNA of Stegostoma tigrinum, 5309 nucleotides long. RefSeq names its product LIM homeobox 6a (gene lhx6a). Bases 556 to 1683 code for a protein of 375 amino acids. Lineage: Eukaryota; Metazoa; Chordata; Chondrichthyes; Orectolobiformes; Stegostomatidae. The record is from RefSeq and is a predicted model, not a curated record. Gene Ontology annotation, cellular component: nucleus. The transcript is spliced from 9 exons. Gene Ontology annotation, biological process: regulation of transcription by RNA polymerase II; forebrain neuron development; neuron differentiation. Gene Ontology annotation, molecular function: RNA polymerase II transcription regulatory region sequence-specific DNA binding; DNA-binding transcription factor activity, RNA polymerase II-specific.